AUGGAUAAGUAUGAAAAAAUUAAAAAAAUUGGUGAAGGUUCUUAUGGACAAGUUUUUAAAUGUCGAAAUAAAGAUACAGGUGAAACAGUAGCUAUUAAAAAAUUUAUUGAAUCUGAUGAUGAUCCAGCAAUAAAACGUAUUGCUAUGCGAGAAAUUCGAAUGUUAAAACAUUUGAAACAUGAAAACCUGGUGAAUCUCAUUGAAGUAUUUAAAACAAAACGAAAACAUAAACUUCAUUUGGUAUUUGAAUAUUGCGAUAGAACUGUUCUUGAUGAACUUGAAUCACAUCGAAAUGGCGUACCGGAAGCGAUGAUUAAAAAAAUUACAUAUCAAGUAUUGAAUGCCGUAGAGUUUUGUCAUCGACAUAAUUGUAUUCAUCGUGCUCAACAACUUGAGAUGACUGAUUAUGUGGCUACAAGAUGGUAUCGUGCACCAGAAUUACUAGUCGGAGAUCGACAAUAUGGUACAGCUGUUGAUGUUUGGGCUAUUGGAUGUGUCUUUUGUGAACUAUAUUCGGGAGUGCCAUUAUGGCCAGGUAAAUCGGAUGUAGAUCAACUUUAUUUAAUUCGUAAAACUCUUGGUAAUCUCAUUGAUAAGCAUGUAGCCAUUUUAAAAAGUAAUCCUCAUUAUAAAAAUGUACACAUUCCUGAACCUGAUACAAUCGAACCAUUAGAACAAAAAUUUCCAUAUGUAUCUGAACGAAGUCUUGAUUUUAUGAAAAGUUGUUUGGUAAUGGAUCCUGAAAAACGUUUAACAUGUGGUCAACUUUCACAACAUCCAUAUUUUGAUGGUUUUACUAAUGAAUUUGAACGUGAAAGAAAAGAACAACAAAAACAUUUACAUCGUGAACAACAAAAAAUAUUACAACAACAAGCAAAAAUUCAAAAUAAUGUUUAUGGUGCUGGUACAAAACAACAAAAUCAAGGACAUUUUCCAUCCCUUUCUCGCAAUCAAGAUCACGAUGGAAAUAAUACACCGGCGUCCGAUGAUCGUGGUGGACGCAAUUUUCAUUUACCCAAUAUUUGUAUGAGGAAAUUUUCCCGAGCACAAUAUUCUAAUGUUCAUUCAACAUCAAAUAAUCCCGGAGACUAUUUAAGACCAAGUCGACUUGAAAUUUAUCUUGAUCCUGAUCAACGUAUAAAUGUCAAUAAAACACGAUUUGGCAAUGCUCAACAUCCAAGUGUACCAACAACAAGUGUUAUUAAUGAUCCAGAUUUAUCAAUAAAACCAUCACCACAAACAAAACGUUUAGCAUAUGGAGAAAAUUAUACACAUUUACCAAAUAUAUAA
Rotaria sp. Silwood1 is the source of this 1290-nucleotide messenger RNA. The record is from the annotation of a GenBank genome assembly. NCBI's taxonomy places the organism in Eukaryota, Metazoa, Rotifera, Eurotatoria, Philodinida, Philodinidae.